Clunio marinus is the source of this 246-nucleotide messenger RNA. The record is from the annotation of a GenBank genome assembly. Lineage: Eukaryota; Metazoa; Arthropoda; Insecta; Diptera; Chironomidae.
AUGUCGUUUGCUAUUGCAGCUUUCCAGUUAAUUCAAUUUAAAACAAAAUCUAAUUGUAAACAAGGGAAGAAAACCCUUUUUAAUUAUUGGUUGAUUUGUAAACAACGGGAUAGCAACAAGGCAUAUUUAUCAAGAGAAACAUCAUCGUUCGAGUUUAUAUUUUCGGGAAGAUCGCGAACACAUUAUUUAAUACCGCCAGAUGUUAACGAACCGGUAGAUUCACAACUAGAUACUUUGGCGAAAUAG